AUGGCUGGUAAGCGUUGUCACAUCCAUUUGCCGCGCGUUGCGCAGGCGUCCUCGAAAAACCCCCUCACUGACAUGCAACCAGACGAACCCCGGCGAUCAGGUCGCGCUACCAAAGGACAAUACACCAAAGACCGCGACAUCCAAGAAGAUGCUCCAAAGAAGAAAGGAAAGGAGAAGGCCUCCAAAGCCAAAGCUGUCGAGGAGGAGGAACCCGAAGAGACAAUCCGAUGCAUUUGCGGAACAUACGAAGAGGAAGAAGACGUGCCUCGAGCUAUGAUCUGUUGCGACAAGUGUGCAGCAUGGCAACAUAACAGUUGUAUGGGUCUCGCAGAAGAUUACGAGGCUGAAACAUACUUCUGCGAGCAAUGCAGGCCUGAAGAUCACAAGGACCUUCUGGCUGCCAUAGCACGGGGAGAAAAGCCGUGGGAGGAAGCCCUGAGGAAAUUCGAGGAAAAGACAAAGAAGAAAGGCAAGAAGGGCCGUAAGUCUGGUGCCGGCCGUGCCAGUGAGGUCCCGUCGGUCGCUAGUCAAGAGGUUAAGGAUCAGACACCGCAGCCAUCUUCGACUGGACAGAAGCGCAAGCUCGAAGACUCUCCCGUUGUACCUGAAGUCAAAGUAAGUCGGAUACAGGACUUUCAUAGAUCCUAUCUAACCCAUCGGCAGAACAAGAAAGCCAGAGGCACACCCGUCGCGGACACUAACACUAACGGUACAAAAUCCGCGACCCCGGCCUCAAGGCCGAGCGAGACUCCUUCGAGACGGGUUUCCAAGACCGAGUAUCCCGUCCCCUCCGACGUCAAAGAGCUUGACAAUGUGAGAAAGCAGGCUGCAACAACCCUGAUCAAGUUGGUAGAGCAACAGAUUAAGGAAGCCACAAAACAAGGCGAAUACAACCUGCCGAGCGGAUCAAGCGCUCAAAAUGUCGCAAACCAGAUGGGUCUCAACCUGGAAGCCGCACUGUAUCACAUUCAUGCAGGUGGCAGCGGAGAGCCGAACGAAGCAUACAAGGCUCAGCUGCGCUCGAUCCCGUUCAAUCUCAAAAAGAACCACGCUCUUGCAGUCCAAUUACUCAAUGGCGACAUUACCCCCCAAGAACUUGCUGGCAUGGAUCCAAAAGACAUGGCGAGCGAGGAACAGAAGAAGAAAGAUGCAGCUACCAUGAAGGAGCUGGAGAAACAACACACCAUCGUUGAGGAACAAGGCCCUCGGAUUCGACGUACACAUAAAGGGGAGGAGUAUGUGGACGAAUCAAGACAGGUAGCUGCUGAAUCCGAAUCAUCAAAUGCACCCGCCCGGCGACCCAGUGCCAUGGAGCCUGCAGAGGGAGACGCUCAUAGUCCAGACGUCAAGAGUCCUUCGGACAUCGCAGAUCGACCAAAACCGACAGUCGAUACUAAGCGCCAAUCUUCAGCCAACUUUGACAUCGCCAAAGUAUGGUCCAACGUACAAGGCUCUCCAGAUACCGAUGGCCAACGCUUCGGUGAACUACCUCAAGAGUCUCCUGGUGUAGCCGUCCGAGAGCCAGUCGGACCAGGCGCCAAAGCCGACGCGGACAUCGAUGCGCUGCUCAAAGAUGAGGAGGCCGAAUCGCCGCCUUAUUCUCCACAAGAGACUGCUGCGGCAGACGGCACGGUGUGGCGAGGAAAUAUCAACGGUGGUAAUCUUGGCCGUUUCCAUGCGAUUGCAAAGUAUGCAGCAGGCGCGACACCUGAGAGUGAUACCUUACGCAUGACGUACGAUGAUAUCUUACCUGCGGACAUCACUAUUGGUGGCCGCAUCCAACCAAGCAAGGCGGAUGAAUACCUCUGCGGUCUCGAAUACAGCAACACUUCAGACCUCGUCAUAGUCUAUAUGCCGGAACCCCAGAACUCACCCGAUCAACAAGAGUUUGAUAAGUUGUUCCGUUAUUUCAAAACGAAAGAACGAUUCGGUGUGUGUGUCCAGCAGCAGACGCCUGCCAUCAAAGAUAUCUACCUCAUCCCACUUAACAAAGGUCAAGAGCUGCCUACGUUCGUCAAGAAACUCGAGACCGACUUCCCCGACCCGGCACAAGAACGGAUGUUGCUUGUGCCGAUCGUUAUUAAGAACAGCGAGUUGCCUCAUAUGAAGGGAGUGAACCACGAUGGAUCUGUUGACAGUCCCUUGACAAGAGGUCCUGCAGUUGCGCAGACCCCGAUUACUCCACACGAGGGCAGUUUCGAGUCACAGCAUGCUUCGGCUGCUGCAUACAGUCAAUCGCCUGCUCCGGCUGGCCAGUAUGGUACAAACGGUGUGCCAAAUCAAUCCUUUGCGCCACAAGGAGCGCCGUACCCGGGAUACGGACAACAACAACCGCCGCCACCUCAGCUACCACAAUCGCCUGCCAUGGCUAAUGCACAGAAAAUCCUAGGUCCAAUGGCCGGGAGCCCAGCUGUCGUUCAGUUGUGUGCUCAGGCUCCCAAUGCGGGAGAGAUGGAGUUCAAGAUCAUCAAGGAAUGUAUUGAGAGGAACCCCGAAGCGGCUAAUCGGCUGGAUGUCCUUACAACGAUGUUGCAGGAGACCAGUGUCGCUGCUGGUGGCUCAGGCGGUUCGAUUUGA
This is a messenger RNA of Exophiala spinifera, 2577 nucleotides long. RefSeq lists its product as uncharacterized. The record is from RefSeq and is a predicted model, not a curated record. The transcript has a single exon. Gene Ontology annotation, biological process: regulation of mRNA 3'-end processing; transcription elongation by RNA polymerase II; transcription elongation by RNA polymerase I. NCBI's taxonomy places the organism in Eukaryota, Fungi, Ascomycota, Eurotiomycetes, Chaetothyriales, Herpotrichiellaceae. Gene Ontology annotation, cellular component: nucleus. The coding region runs from base 1 to 2577 and encodes 858 amino acids. Gene Ontology annotation, molecular function: RNA polymerase II transcription regulatory region sequence-specific DNA binding.